AUGUCUCCGGAGCAGGCGGUGACUGGGAAAUAUUCUAGAAAGUCGGAUAUAUUUAGUUUUGGUAUCAUAGUACUUGAGAUUGUAAGUGGAAAGCAGAACAGGGAAUCCUCCUCCAGCACCAAUCUUCCUAGCCAUGUAUGGGCCAAAUGGAAAGAGGGGAAUUGGGAAGAGACUUUGGAUCCUGUCAUACGCCAUUCAUCGCCAUUUCCGAGUGAACAAGUCCGAAGAUGCAUAGAAAUUGGUCUCUUGUGUGUGCAACAAGUUGAAGAGGACGGACCAAACAUGACCUUGGUGGAGACGAUGCUCGCAAGCCAAAGUUAUGAGAUUCGGCAUCCGCAACAACCAGGUUUUUUCAUGGGUCAAGGUCAGUUUCAGGAUCAGAUUCCUUCGUCUUCCAGUACGUAUGGCGAAUGUUCGAUGUACAGGGCCAACUUAUUCACCAACUCCGCCUUAACCAUGCCGCGAUAA
Arabis nemorensis is the source of this 468-nucleotide messenger RNA. NCBI's taxonomy places the organism in Eukaryota, Viridiplantae, Streptophyta, Magnoliopsida, Brassicales, Brassicaceae. The record is from the annotation of a GenBank genome assembly.